Rhizoctonia solani is the source of this 2469-nucleotide messenger RNA. Its product is annotated as vacuolar protein sorting-associated protein 5. Lineage: Eukaryota; Fungi; Basidiomycota; Agaricomycetes; Cantharellales; Ceratobasidiaceae. Gene Ontology annotation, molecular function: phosphatidylinositol binding. Gene Ontology annotation, biological process: retrograde transport, endosome to Golgi; protein retention in Golgi apparatus. The transcript has 10 exons. Bases 1 to 2469 code for a protein of 822 amino acids. The record is from RefSeq and is a predicted model, not a curated record. Gene Ontology annotation, cellular component: endosome.
AUGUCCGGUGGAUUUGGAGAUGGAUUUGGGGGCGACUUCGACGAUCUACUGUCCAGUCGCACGACAGCUCCUCCUAAUCUAGGGAAUCCGUUCGAGGACCCGUUUGCCGAUAUAGGAAGGUCAAAUGAAAAUGACCCAUGGGCAAGCCAUGGAGAUCCGGAGGCGCAAUCGCCCAGUACGAGUUUCUCGCAAAACCAUGCCUAUGAAACGCCAGCGUGGAAAGUGGAAAUCAGUCUAACAGAGAGCCAGAAUUCAGCUCUCCUCCGUCACCUCCUCGGGAUUCCCCAAUCGCCACGUUUAUCUGAUUACCGAGUAGCAACGCCAACCCUCCCAGAAUCCGCACCACCACCUUUAGAUACCAACGCUUCUCCGGUUUCGUCAAUUCCUGCUCCCAAACCACCUAUUACUGUCCCGAUUUCCCCAUCGAAAGCUGGUCUGUUCGACGAACCCGACGAUUCUACAUUUGGGGGUGGUUUUAUUAAUCGCCAUAAACCAAAACGGAGCUCGUUGACUAAUACUUCUGGAGCUGCACCUUCGGAGUCCCGUUCUGGAUCCCUAUUUUCUUCUACUAAGGCCGAUCCCCUCGAAGCUCUCGUCUCGAAAGCUCGUUCGGCUUCAACUGUCCGUGGCCCUGUGCCUGCACCCAAACAACAGGUUGUAUCAGAAGCAAGCGAAACUACGCCCGCUAAAUCGGGGGACCUACUUGCAAUAGAAGAUCCAGGAACAAGGCAGCCAAAGCGUAAUUCAGUGCCAGCGGAACAAGUAUCUUUGCCACGGUCGGCCUCUGCAACUCCUCCUGUGCCAGAGGAUGGUGCCUCCACCCCAAAGAUAUCUUCGGUUUCGCCCGAAUCCCCGGCCAGGGCGGAAUCCCCAAGAAAGGUACCGCCAACGUCAUCAGUUCCCUCGUUAGGUUCUAGUGUCCCCGAAGCAAAUGCGCCACCUAGUGCCGUAGAUUCUAGAGAAACCGUAGUUCCAGCCCCUACAUCCCAUUCAGCUUCUGAUAGCCUUGCUUCAUCUCUAUACCCUGAAGGCAGCACUUUCCUUAACCUCCCGCAAGCAUCACCUGGUCCAGGUGCCUACGCACGAAUCGUAUCCCCGCUUGAUACACCCGCUGCCAGCUCUCGGAAUCUAACGCAAUCUUUUAGUGGGCUUGCUCUUGGCGGAGAAGUACCAAAUCCAGGAUGGGGCAGUAAUUCAUCAACGACUGAGAUACGUGAUGCUGGUUUACCGCCCACAGCUCGCUCCGCCGGGUGGGGUGCAGUAGACUCGGCAGAUGGAUGGGGCGGAGAUUCGUCUCAAACUGGAUGGGGAGGAGAGAAUGAGGCACACUUCAAAGGACAGAGUUCCCAUCCAGAACAGGGUAGCAAAGAGGAAGGCUCUGCCUCUGGCCAUUCCAGAAAGCCCUCCGAGUCCAACGAAUCGGAACAUAGCAGGAGAGAAAGUUCUGGCGAUCCUGACCGAAGUAGCACCGGGACACCCCAACAAUCUACACCUCGAUCUGGCGAAUCAAAUGGACCAUUCACGUUCCAUAUUACUGUAGGAGAUCCUCAAAAAGUGGGCGAUCCUAUAAACCCAUAUAUUGUAUACACGGUUACUACUAAGACCAACUCGCCACAUCAUCGCAAACCCCAUAUGUCGGUAUUGCGAAGAUACUCAGAUUUCUUGUGGUUGUUUGAAACCUUGUCGUUUAACAAACCAGGAGUUUUUGUUCCGCCCGUCCCUGAAAAGCAAGGCUUUGGGCGAUUCCAGGGGGCUUUCGUUGAACAAAGGCGACUGGCGCUUAAUAACUGUAUCCAAAAGAUUGCCAAUCACCCCCUCUUAUCCACCGAUGAUGAUUUCAAGUUCUUUAUCGAGAGCGAUUCGUUCGCGCUGGAUGUCAAGCACCGCAAGGCGGAGAUUGCACAGGAAAAGACAGGGGGAUUCCUCUCCUCCAUCACGGGUCCCAAGUUCUAUGAAACGGACGAGUGGUUUGAUACCAAACGAUCCUACGUUGACGCGCUGGAGUCUCAAUUGCGAGGGCUAGCCAAAUCAGUGGAUACUGUGUCCAAGAAUCAGGCUGAGGUUGCGGCUGCCACGGGAGAGUUUGCCGAGACCCUUGUGGUCCUCUCAAACUCGGACUUAAGCAAACAAUUGUCACAAUCUCUUGCUACCUUGGCGGAUGUCCAGAAAAAGGCGCGCAAGCUUGAGGAGGAACAGUCACAAGAUGACAUCAUCUUGCUCAUGGGAAUAGUGGAUGAGUAUAUUCGACUGAUAGGUUCUAUUCGACUUGCUUUUGCAUCCCGUAUCCGCCUCCAUGCGGCAUGGCAAAACGCCAAUGCCGAGGCUAAACGUGUGCGCACGGCACACGAAAAGGCUCGUCGACAGGGUCGAAUCCCCCAGGACCGUGUAGGAAUGUCGAUGCAUGAGGUCGCGGAGGCAGAAAAACGCGCCGCCGACGCCAAAUUUGAAUUCGAUCAGUGUUCUCGCUGA